AUGGGAGAAAGAACUAAGUUGGAAAAGAUCGCAGAAUACUGUGAAGAAGCCACAAAACAAAACGCUGAAAUCAUGGCUAGUCGUCCGAAAGCAGCAGCGGUCGACAAGGCAGGCGGAGAUAGCUUGUGCAGCGAUGGCGUGGUGUCGGCACCACUAUCAGAUGAACCUGGAGACAUUGACGCGUGGUCUUUAAUGGAGCCAACAGAUGUUAUUGCCAAAAUGAGGAAAGAUUUUUAUGAAUUGGCAGCUUCCAAAAAAUGGCAGGAACGAAAAGAGGCAAUGGAAAGUUUGUUGUCUGUUAUGGAAAGUGCGCCUCGUGUAGCCUUGUCGCCCGAUUUACAGCAAGUUAUCGUGACAUUGACUAAGAUUCUCGAGAAGGAUGUUAACAUAAACGUAAGCUCUAUAUGUGUUAAAGUACUGAGGAAGCUUGCCGAGAGUAUGAGAACUGAUUUUGCUGCAAUGGUGCCGAAGUUAAUGCCGAUAGCUUUUGAUAAACUCAAGGAGAAGAAAGCUGUUCUUAGAGACGAGCUAAUCCUACUAUGUGAUGCUGCUUCGUUCACGGCUUUACUAGAAAGCUACUCAGAAGCUAUAUGUGGAGGACUAACUAAGCCAAAUCCUCAGUCUAGAGCGCAGACGGCUCAGUUCACGUCCCGGCUGUUUUCGCGGCAUAGUGCUUCCACAAUACCUGUAGAAGCUGUCAAGCAGAUUGUUCCUGAACUUUUAAAAGUACUGAUUUUGGAAUAUGCCGAUAAAAUCAGGGAAGAAUUUGGCGAGAGGGCCUCUCCGGAAAUCAUUCGGCUUCACGAGUCCGCAUCCAAUAGGCAAAAGGCAUCUUCUUCAACAGAAACAGCUCCCGUACGUAAAGCGCCAUCGGGACCAGUAAAACCCUUACAGUCUACAGGAAGGGCUGCAACCCGACCUUUAUCAGGCGCAACAAGUGCAAGGAGUCGGGUAUCAACAUCCGCGUCAAAAAGUCCCAAUGUAAUGAAAGCUGCACCAAACCAUCCGCCUAAAGCUGUUACGGCUCAAGGACGUAUUCCUCUCACCUCUCGAUCACUACAACCUUCGGCCUCUGUGAAACCUUCGUCUUCUGUUAAGCAGAAUGCAGCCCCUUACGUACCUACACAAAGACGAUCUACAAAACCGGUUUUUGCACCAAAUGUUGUAAGAGCCACGACUGGUAGUCAGGUAAGGUCUAAAUGAAA
Messenger RNA from Strongylus vulgaris, 1205 nucleotides. The record is from the annotation of a GenBank genome assembly. Lineage: Eukaryota; Metazoa; Nematoda; Chromadorea; Rhabditida; Strongylidae.